AGUCUUGAGGGGAAGAGGGAGCAAAAGAGCUACAAGGCUCUGCUGCAGGACCCCAUGCUGCGUUUCUCGGGGCUGUACCAGGAGAGCUGCUCUGAUCUGUAUGUCACCUGCCAGGUGUUUGCUGAGGGCAAGCCCUUGGCCCUGCCUGUCCGCACGGCUUACAAGGCCUUCAGCACACGGUGGAACUGGAACGAGUGGCUGCGCCUGCCGGUGAAGUACCCCGACCUCCCCCAGAGCGCGCAGGUGGCCCUGACCGUGUGGGACGUCUACGGGCCGGGUCGAGCCGUGCCUGUGGGGGGCACCACCGUCGCCCUGUUCGGGAAGUACGGGAUGUUUCGUCAGGGGAUGCACGAUUUGAAAGUGUGGCCAGGAGUCGAGGGGGAUGGCUCUGACCCCACAACGACCCCGGGGCGCACUAGUAGCAGUCUCUCUGAGGACCAGAUGGGACGAUUGGCCAAGCUCCCUGAUCUGGAGGUGCUCAGUGAUCUGACGAAGGCUCACCGGCAGGGUCACAUGGUGAAGGUGGACUGGCUGGACCGCUUGACCUUCCGGGAGAUUGAGAUGAUCAAUGAGAGCGAGAAGAGGAGUUCCAACUUCAUGUACCUGAUGGUGGAGUUUCCCCGUGUGAAGAACGGAGAGAGAGAGUACAGCAUCGUCUACUACGAGAAGGACGGCGAUGAGUCUGCUCCUCUCCUCACCAGCUCUGAAAUUGUUAAGGUGCCUGACCCUCAGAUGUCCAUGGAGAACCUGGUGGAGAGUAAGCACCACAAGCUGGCUCGCAGUCUGCGCAGUGGCCCGUCUGACCAUGACCUGAAGCCCAACGCUGCCACCCGCGACCAGCUCAAUAUCAUCGUCAGCUACCCCCCCACCAAGCAGCUGAGCUCGGAGGAGCAGGACCUGGUCUGGAAGUUCCGAUACUACCUCACCACUCAGGAGAAGGCUCUGACGAAGUUCCUGAAGUGUGUGAAUUGGGCACUGCCUCAGGAAGCCAAGCAGGCUCUGGAGCUGCUGGGCAAGUGGAAGCCCAUGGAUGUGGAGGACUCCCUGGAGCUGCUGUCCUCGCAGUUCACCAAUCCGACUGUCCGCAGAUACGCUGUGGCCCGGCUGCAGCAGGCUGACGACGAGGAUCUGCUGAUGUACCUGCUGCAGCUUGUCCAGGCCCUGAAGUACGAGAACUUCAAUGACAUCCUCAGCGGGCUGGAGCCUGGGAGCAGGAAAGACAGCCAAGGGGGCCUGGAGGAGAGUGGGACACUAGGAAACAUCGACAGCUCUCAGAUCCUGUCUGGUCCUGCCCCCAUUGGCACUAGCGCUCCCACCCAGAAAGGAAAGGAGGCUCAGGACAGUGAGAGUCUGGAGGUGAGGAGGGAUCUGUGUACUUUCCUCAUCUCCCGUGCCUGCAAGAAUUCCACAUUGGCCAACUACCUGUACUGGUAUGUAAUUGUGGAGUGUGAGGACCAGGACACUCAGCAGAGGGACCCCAAGACCCACGAAAUGUACAUCAACGUCAUGAGGCGCUUCAGCCAGGCACUUCUCAAGGGUGAUAAGAGUGUCAGAGUGAUGCGGUCACUCCUGGCAGCCCAGCAGACAUUUGUGGACCGGCUCGUUCAGCUGAUGAAAGCCGUGCAGAGGGAGAGUGGCAACAGGAAGAAGAAGACGGAGCGUCUGCAGGCCCUGCUGGCAGAUAAUGAGAAGGUCAACUUGUCUGAAAUUGAACCCAUCCCUCUCCCUUUGGAGCCGGGGGUGCGCAUCCGGGGCAUCAUCCCUGACACCGCCACGCUCUUCAAGAGCGCCUUGAUGCCAGCCAAGCUGAUUUUCAAAACGGAAGACGGGGGUCGCUAUCCCGUCAUCUUCAAACAUGGCGACGACCUGCGUCAGGACCAGCUCAUCCUGCAGAUCAUCUCGCUCAUGGACAAGCUGCUGAGGAAGGAGAAUCUGGACUUGAAGCUGACACCAUACAAGGUCCUAGCCACCAGCACCAAACAUGGGUUCAUGCAGUUUAUUCAGUCAGUCCCUGUUGCUGAGGUCCUGGCUACUGAAGGAAGCAUACAGAAUUUCUUCCGGAAGCAUGCUCCUAGUGACAAGGGGCCAUAUGGAAUCAGUGCAGAGGUCAUGGACACUUACGUCAAGAGCUGUGCUGGAUAUUGUGUAAUCACCUACAUCCUAGGAGUGGGAGACAGGCAUCUUGACAACCUACUGCUCACCAAGACAGGCAAGCUGUUCCACAUUGAUUUCGGAUACAUCCUGGGACGGGACCCCAAGCCGCUACCGCCCCCCAUGAAGCUGAGUAAGGAGAUGGUGGAAGGGAUGGGUGGCAUGCAGAGUGAGCAGUACCAGGAGUUCAGGAAACAGUGCUACACUGCCUUCCUGCACCUGCGCAGGUACUCCAAUCUCAUCCUCAAUCUCUUCUCUCUCAUGGUGGACGCCAACAUCCCUGACAUCGCCCUCGAGCCCGACAAGACUGUUAAAAAGGUGCAGGAUAAGUUCCGACUGGACCUGUCCGAUGAGGAGGCGGUGCACUACAUGCAGAGCCUAAUAGACGAGAGUGUGGGGGCGCUGUUUGCUGCCGUGGUGGAACAGAUCCACAAAUUCGCCCAGUACUGGCGCAGGUGAUGAGUUGCUUCAAGAAACAGACUACACUGAGGGACAGAAAGCUUUGCUGGACUGGCUGAGACUGCCCAAGAUGACCAAGAUUCUCACCUGGUUGUCUGGGAUGAUCAGAGAGGAGCACAGAGGCAUCCCCUUAAACUCUUAUAGGGAGGACAGAUGAGCACAGCAUCCUCUCCAGACAUUCGCUGUCCUGCUCUGAAGAGUUCUAGUGCUAUCGUGUGCAAAAUACUGCACUGUUAUUAUAGGCAUGAUUGUAUCAUUAUGUACCUAUUUUUUAACAGGAGGGUUCGAGUGUUUACUUCGCCACAUUGCCAAAUAAAUCAAAGGUGAUUCACUAGCCUCUUUACUAGCAGGUGGGUCUUUUGUUUAAAUGUCAGUGUGUUUUGUCAGAGAUGUUAAUCGACGGAGCUGUGAAGCUGAUAUCCUGGUUUCUUUCAAGAAAUGGCUGGAUCGUGCGAUCAUCCAAUGCUAACUACCCAAUGGGCUAGAUCGGGCAAAUGGCCUCCUCUUGUUUGUAACUGUUAUGAUGUUCUGCAUCAGCAACCACACUACAGAGCAGGUCAAGUGGAGAAGUGAGAAUGAAAGGAGAACUUUUGAUAGGCCAGACUGGAUGAAUCCAGAUCAAGAGUUUUGCCAGGACACCAGGCUUCACACCCAUAUUCUUACGCGCUAUGUCCCUGGUCAUCAUAGCAAUACAGAACAGUGCCCUUACUGGUCUGACAAUGCCACUUACAAUAUCAUCCUGAUUAUUAUUUGGAGAUCCCCAUCCAAGUAUUGACCAGUCUCAGCCUAGCUCAGCUUCUGAGAUCUGAGGAGAUCAGGCUCCAGGGUAGUAAAUGAUUCAUGAUUAGGGGUCGUGCAGUGAGCCUUGCACAUCAAAUUCCUGUUUAAAGAAACGGGUCAUGAAAUAUGCACAGUUCUACUCACAGGAGAUGAAACACUAAAAAAGAUGCAAAUAAAUAUUAUGAAUAUUAAGAAAAUUGCCUUUGUAUUUUGGGUUCCUAGUGACUCUGUCAGACUGAACUAAGUCUGAUAUACACUUCAGUAAUAGUGACAGUGUUCAUCAUUCACACUGGUGCUCAGUCUUCAAAUGCCAAUGUUUGCCUUGGCAAAGGUUUAAUAAUUAAUGUGUUAAUUACUUUCAGUUACAUGGAAAAUUAAAAAUGAGGAACCAUUCCAUCUCAAGCUGUGCUGGGAGUCAUGUGACCAUCACUCAGUGGAAUUUUACAGUUUUUUAGACUGGCAGGUGAGGCACGUGUUUGAUUUCAUUUGGGGCUUAAUCUGCAGGCUUUUCUCAUUUUAAAGUAUUGGCAUGUUUACAGAUGGACACAGUCUGGUUCUUUUUAACGUUCAUUCACAGACUUAAAACCCAGUUAAACCAGUUCUUACAGUACAUUGCAGCUCACUCUCAGCUCUUACUCCAGCACUCUGGACAGGGCUGCUCAGUCGGCAGUAUACGACUCACAUGCAUCUUCAAUGCUGGACAGGAAGGGCACUGGUGACCAGAGUACUGAUUCAGGUGGGCUGAGUUUAUCAUUUAUCUGGGUCCUGGUCAGUAACGUCCCUACACAAGCAAUUCACCCCAAACCAACACUCAGAAAUCGAGGCUUUACACCCACUUUCUAUGUUCAUUAUUUGAUUGUCUUAUCCAGGAUGGCAGAUAUUUAAUUUUAUUAGCAUCAGAAUAUGCAUUUAAAAAAUAUAUGUAUGUGUGUCUUUAUGUUUUCUGAUUGACAUGAAUGUAUCUUUUUUAACCUUAUUAUUGUGAUGUAUUGUAUGGUUCAAAGUCAGCUCAAUGUCAUGGAUGGUACUUCCAGGGGGUUAGACAAGGUCUACGGUAUGUGCGCUGCUGUGUCUUCAGACUGAGUAGCCUCUGACCCACACUUCCACUUUCACAGGGCACUUUCCUGUGAAAGACCUUGGUUGUUUCAGAGCUGGAGUUCCACAGGUCCUCAGUUCUGUAGGCUUUUCAAACCAUCACCAAUUUCCAAAGACUCGGCAAGCCUUUUGAGACCAAUUCUGCAGACGUAUUUUAAUAAAAAUAUUUAAUUUAGACAAUGAUGUCUGUCAGCCCUUCAGUCUUCAAUCAGAUCAAUAGUUUAUAGGUUUUUUCCAAUAUUUAGAAGCAGGUGACCCCAAAGAAUAACUGAUUUGGGGUCCUACAGGAACCAUGUUGGGGAUUCCUGCUCCCCCUUCAUAUCUUAUCUCAGUGCCUUUAGCGUCUUGUUGCUUCAGUUACCAGACUGAUCAUUGAUCUGUCUGUUGCAAGAGAGAUUCGUCUUAUUGGGAUGGAUUCUGAACAACUGCAUACUUGUUCUUACAUAAAUUAUGUAACUUAUACAGAAUUGAAGAAGACAGGCACAGAUAGACAAAGAGAAACGCACACAGAAUCACGGAGAACCUCAUAGACAUAAAAACAAGGACGCAUCUUUGGAGAAAAAAAUGUUUGCUUAAAGAAAAAAUAGGUGAAGAGAAAUUGUGGUAAUUUAACAAAUCAAGAUCAAUUUUAAAGAAGAAGAACAAAUUGAAAAGGUGUCGUGUUUAUAUGAAUUUUAAUUAAAAUAAAACCAUUCAAUCUUACCAUUGGUUCAUGACAAUAAUUGCUUAAUUUUUUUUUCUUUUCCGUUAUAAUAUGCUAUCUUCUAAUAAUUGAUGUUCUUUGCUGAGCUGGUAUUUGCUUUUUUAGAUUGCAGGAUCUAAGAAUAGAAGAAGUCAUUGUUAUAGACAGUUCCUGAUGAAUGCAAGCAAGGAUAGGGCCAUUUGAUGGUCUAGCCCAUUUCAUAUUUAGCUUAUUGAUCUAGAGAUCUAAUCCAGCCAUUCCUUGGAAGAAACCAGGAUAUCAGUUUUAACAACACUGCUGUAUAGCUUUUUCCAGACUCUCACAACCCAGUUGAAUUAUUCAUGGAAAUAUUCUUCUAUGUAAAUGGUGUAAUAGCUGAGACAGGCUUUACUAAUUGUUGAGUUUAGAGCAUUAAAUAAUUAUAAUAUCCGUUCCUUU
This is a messenger RNA of Lepisosteus oculatus (spotted gar), 5605 nucleotides long. Lineage: Eukaryota; Metazoa; Chordata; Actinopteri; Semionotiformes; Lepisosteidae. The record is from RefSeq and is a predicted model, not a curated record.